AUGCUUCCUACAGAAGAAGCUUUACUCACAACCGCACCCGAUGUCCCUCCACGAAUAACAAGAAACUACCCAGUCCUCCUUAAAGUGAAUCUAGUGACUGAUACAAAGGUAGAAAAGUUGACCAGCCAGUAUAAGUACGAGAAAUGGAACUUCAACGGCUCAGUUCCUGGACCAUUCAUUCGCGCGAGGGUGGGGGAUGUCGUGGAGCUAUCACUGACAAACUGCGACAAGUCCGGUAAUACCCAUAAUAUCGAUUGUCAUGCAUUUUUGGGUCCCGGAGGAGGAUCGGCUCUGACUACAGCCGAGGAAGGACAGACAAAAACUGGGAGGUUUCGUCUCCAAUAUCCCGGACUCUUUCUAUAUCACUGUGCCGCCGCACCUGUGCCUGUACACAUCGCCAACGGCAUGUAUGGUCUUAUGUAUGUGCAGCCAGCUGAGGGUGACCUUACUCCGGUAGACCACGAGUACUACGUGAUGCAAAGUGAGUUCUACCAUGAGCCACCAGAAGUGGAGGAAAAUGGAAGACCGUCAUCAGAGGUGGAAUUUUCGUACCCGAAUGCGUUGCGUGAAGAUCCAAGUGUCGUUGUAUUCAACGGGCAUGAAAACGCAUUGACAACGGAAAAACCACUCAAGGCCAAGGUUGGAGAGACCGUUCGCAUCUUUUUCGGCAAUGCAGGACCAAAUCUGACGAGUUCUUUCCAUGUCAUUGGAAGUAACUUCAUGAGGGUAUAUCGGGACAGUGAUGUCCUAAGCCCGCCAGGUCAAUUUGUGCAAACUCAAAGCGUUCCACCAGGGGAUGCCACAAUAGUCGACAUGAAAAUGUUUGUUCCUGGGACAUAUACGCUUUUGGAUCAUGCAAUAUUUCGUCUGGAGAAAGGGGCUGUUGGGUAUUUGAACGUUUCAGGGGAUCCAAGGCCAGAUAUCUAUCAAGGCAACGAACCGCCGGCCCCUUGUUUUGGCUGUAAGCUGCAUCCUUGA
Penicillium waksmanii is the source of this 978-nucleotide messenger RNA. Its product is annotated as putative multicopper oxidase. Lineage: Eukaryota; Fungi; Ascomycota; Eurotiomycetes; Eurotiales; Aspergillaceae. The record is from RefSeq and is a predicted model, not a curated record. Gene Ontology annotation, molecular function: copper ion binding; nitrite reductase (NO-forming) activity. The transcript has a single exon. Bases 1 to 978 code for a protein of 325 amino acids.